CGACCCGCUCAGCUUCGGGACAGCGGGACACCGGAGCGAGGAAGCGUCGGUAGAUCAUUUGCAACACUGGAUUUGGAAGGGCUGAGAGAGCUGCCAAAUACACCUGCAAUUAGUGGAAAGUCAUUUAAAUAAUUAGCCAAUUGGUCAUUGCUUCUUGCUGGAGAAAAUAAGAACUUCUUUUCAGGAAGACCCUUGAUCUAAUGAACGAAUCAACAGAUAUUGGGAAUGCAAGCACUCUGGAGCCAGUUAUACGGCUCAGGAAAGGACGCAUGCGCAAUUCUGCUGUGCAAGAAUAUGAUCAUAGUGACCAGUCCAAUGAGCAGGGACCCCUCUUAGUGGAACCAUCAGCAUCUUCUGAAAAGGAUUCUGGCAAAGAUGGGGACGACAGUUCAACUCAGGAAGAUGAGGGCUUUAUGGGAAUGCUGCCUCUCCUCCAAGCCCACCAUGCAAUGGAGAGAAUGGAAGAAUUUGUAUGCAAGGUAUGGGAGGGCCGAUGGCGUGUCAUUCCCUUUGAUGUCUUGCCCGAUUGGUUAAAGGACAACGACUACCUGUUGCAUGGGCACCGACCACCUAUGCCCUCUUUCCGGGCUUGCUUUAAAAGCAUUUUCAGAAUACACACAGAGACAGGCAACAUCUGGACACAUCUACUAGGAUGUGUGUUCUUUCUGUGUUUGGGGAUCUUUUACAUGUUCCGGCCAAAUAUGUCCUUCGUAGCACCCGUGCAGGAGAAGGUGGUGGUUGGAUUGUUCUUCUUAGGAGCCAUCCUUUGCCUUUCCUUCUCUUGGCUUUUUCACACAGUUUACUGCCAUUCAGAAGGUGUUUCUAGGCUCUUCUCCAAGCUGGACUAUUCUGGGAUUGCUCUUCUUAUAAUGGGCAGCUUCGUCCCGUGGCUUUACUACUCUUUUUACUGCAACCCUCAGCCCUGCUUCAUCUAUUUGAUUGUGAUCUGUGUCCUGGGCAUUGCAGCUAUUAUAGUUUCACAAUGGGAUAGGUUUGCAACACCUGAAUAUCGAGGAGUACGAGCAGGAGUCUUUCUGGCCCUGGGCCUUAGUGGUGUGAUUCCCACUCUGCACUUUGUCAUCUCAGAAGGGCUCCUCAAGGCUGCCACAAUGGGGCAGAUAGGGUGGCUGGCCCUCAUGGCCUGUUUGUAUAUCACUGGUGCUGGCUUGUAUGCUGCUCGUAUCCCAGAGAGGUUUUUCCCGGGCAAGUGUGAUAUCUGGUUCCACUCCCAUCAACUCUUUCACGUUUUCGUAGUGGCUGGUGCUUUUGUGCACUUCCAUGGCGUUUCAAACCUUCAAGAGUUCCGCUUCACGCUUGGGGGAGGCUGCACAGAGAACGAGAUGCAGUAAAAAUGGUCCCAUGCUGAGGAUCAUAACCAAAACCGAACCAUGGGAGCAGUCAAUCCACACUUUGCCUACAACAGUGUGGAAGCUUUGCAGGGAAUCUUAAGUAUAAAAUGGGAGAAAAAUUCAUACCUCAAACAUUGGAGUGAAUUGGUUCUGAAGAUGUGGACAUUCUUAAACCUUAACUUAUUCCUGGGAUCUACAACUGAAGCUACAGAAAACCCUUUCUUAAUCAUCUUAUGUUCAAUGCCAUAUUUAUUUGUAGAAAAUAAGAGAGGUUAUCUUGGGGAAGUGGCUUGGCAAUUUUUUCUUUUCUUUUCUUUUUUUAAAUCUAGCUUAAUUAAGAUUUGUAUCUUGUUCAGGUAAGUUGAUUUUUAGAUGCCCUUUUGGGAGAAAAAAAUGUAAAUAAGAUUUCUAACUUUCUGUUUAAUUAAAAAGUUUCUAUAAAUGUUUUAAAAGGGGGGAGGGAGAUGGAUUUUGUAUUGGUUGCAACAUGCAAGUACCACACACUGUUUCUAUUUUGCACAAAUUCUUUAAGUGCAAGAAAGCUAGGUGAAACUCCUGCAGUCAGGCAUCUGGAUCCUGCAGAUUCUUCCUAAUUCUGGUGUAUACUGGUCGGCUCAAUCCCGUGGUCGCAGUCUGCUGCCCACAAGGGUUGAGAGCAAAGAAGUGCUUACUGAUCAGCCUGUUCAGAAGGCUAAGGAAAGAGGCCAUCAAGGUCUGCCCUCUUGGUGGGUCACGCCUUCUAAGCUCUCUUCUGGGGUGGGUUUUUAGAUUCCUUCAUUAGCCUUUUGCUACAUUGGGAUUUGAUGGCUUAAGGCACAAUGUGGCAUAUAUCCUGACCUUUUGGGGUCUCUCAUCAGUGUUUCACCAUUCAGUUGGGUGUGCUGUCUUGUUUAUCCAAGUGCAAUUGUUAAUGUUGGGUACCAACCUUCUAGGUGAUUUGGCCUGGGGGGAAUGGUCUCAAGGGGAUGGGAAGUACUCACAAGAAAACAACUUUGUUUUUGUUUUUCUAAGAAGAGGACUGGCUGUCUAAAUGUUAAUCCAUUCUGGAUUAUUUUUGUGUGUUGCUGAGUUACAGUAACACCACAGUUGUCUGUAUUAAAUUCACUGAACUCUACUGGCUGCAAUAGUAACACUGCCAUUCUUUUUCUCUUUCUCCUGGGGUAUAGGACAAUACUGUGCACUAUUUUUAAUAAGUAAAUAGCAAACAAACCACAGGAUAGACUGGGUGCAGUGGUUUUCCUCUGCUGUUAGUGCUUUGUGCCGAGGGAAAGUUGUGAGCGGUUUCAAAUGCUUUCAGUUUAAUUGUAUGAGGCAGGAGCAUUUGAAGAAGAGAGUUAUGACACAGCAAAACACUCCGUAUGACAAGUGAGAGAACUAUAGUUAUUGCUGGUGAGCUGUAUUAAACCUAGAAAGAAACAUCUGAGCAAAAGGCAGAAACAUCUGAGCAAAAGGCAGAAACAUCUGAGCAAAAGGCAGAAUUAAUACAUUUAGCCAUUUAUCUCAUUAUAAGGAUAAUUAAUUUGGCUCAUAGUGAGUUACCAAGGAUUUAUUGUGGGGCAGCAUAAUUGGUCACAUUUUAAAAAUGUUAGAUUUUUAUGAAGAAGUCCUUGAUCUACAGAUAUCCUCUUUCCCCUUAGCGAUUCUUCUGAAAUGGAUUCCUCUAAGUAUUUAAAUCUGCAAGAGGUGCUUAACUGGUUCUUGUAGGCAAAUUCAAAUCUGUGUGUUCUGGAUAGGAUCAUGAUGCUAAAUACAUAUAGAUGAAACCGGCAGUCUAACGUAUUUCAGUGUGUUGAUCCCAAACUGAAAUCAGAACAGUAUUAACCCCUUCAACAGAACUGGGAGACCAGUUAUGAUAAACUUUGGAGUUUUAGCAGCUGGCGAAAGGAUAGUUUACCUAAGGUGGAGAAGUGGUAAUACAUAUCACACCCAGACUUACCUGUUUGAGAAGCACUUUUAGAGGUGUAUCUCUGAAUUUACCAGCAGGGAAUACAUCUCCUUACUCUGGAUCAUCCCAUGCUCCCUCGGACUGUGGCACUUGCAAUCCAGUCUAAUAGCACAGAACCUGUACAGAAUACAACGCACCAUUUUGCUGUUCUUACUCCCGAUCUUCUGGUUGAAGAUAUUUUGUGUCCCAAUAUGAAACUGCAUAGCUGUGCACUUUUUCUGUGGUGCUUGCUGAGACCCUCCCAGGUUGGCACCUGAAUGCCUUACUCUCAGCAACUGGAGGUUUGCUUGCUUUUGAUGUGUGUGCAGGGUUCAGCAUAGCGUAGUUGAGAUAUACAGCUCCCCCCUCCCCCCAUUAACUAGUGGCCUUGUUCAGUAUUUUCUUUUCAUUUCUAAUUGCUCACUGUUGGAGGCAACAAAGCACAUCUUGGAUUUUGAAGAUUGGGGGUCUCCAGCCAAUGGGAUCCCAUUACUUGUUGUAUUCUUAACUUCUAAUAAAAAGAACAAAUGUAAA
Python bivittatus (Burmese python) is the source of this 3807-nucleotide messenger RNA. It is a transcript of the gene ADIPOR2, whose product is annotated as adiponectin receptor 2. The record is from RefSeq and is a predicted model, not a curated record. Lineage: Eukaryota; Metazoa; Chordata; Lepidosauria; Squamata; Pythonidae. Gene Ontology annotation, cellular component: plasma membrane. Gene Ontology annotation, molecular function: signaling receptor activity. Gene Ontology annotation, biological process: adiponectin-activated signaling pathway.